GGCCAGGGAUGGAAAAGCUGUAAAUUGUUAAUGUACCCCUCUGCUGUAGCUAGGAGACCACCACCGCGAGCCCGUCAUCUCUACCAAUACUGUCGAUGAGGUUGCUGUGGUCGUUUCUGUCGCUGUCGUCUCCUCCGUCCUGGUCGACUCUGCUGUCCCGAUUGCCUUUCAGCGCAUCCACAAAGUGUCAAGUACCAGAGCGCUAUCACAAUCUCCUGGUUGGUUUUUUCGUCUUGACUACUGGCACUGCCGAGAUGAAUUGUUCAGUGUCAAGCUGUGUAACUACUUCCAAACUUGAGAUAGAAAAGAGUGGGUUCUAGAUAAAAGCUUCAAUGAGACAUCAAUCAUAUACGCAAAUUUCCAUGAAAGAGGGAUAUAAUGUGUGUUCUGUAUAAUGCCAAAGUUUCUCCGUGAAACGCCAGCGAGAAAGUAUGAAGGGUUUAUGCUGAGAAAAGAAAAAGACUGAGGCCAAGAGAGAGGAAGAUCCGGGGUAUUUAUAUUCUUUUUAGGAAUUUGGUUGCUGCCUGGC
Messenger RNA from Xylona heveae TC161, 529 nucleotides. RefSeq lists its product as hypothetical. NCBI's taxonomy places the organism in Eukaryota, Fungi, Ascomycota, Xylonomycetes, Xylonales, Xylonaceae. The record is from RefSeq and is a predicted model, not a curated record. The transcript has a single exon. Bases 96 to 320 code for a protein of 74 amino acids.